AUGUAUACACCGAAAUGUCAGGACGUCCUGAAGGAUCCAGUCUCUACCAGCUGUGGACACUGGUUCUGCAGACAGUGCAUCUCCUCAUACUGGGACCAGUCUGCUUCAUUGGGAGACUGCUCCUGUCCCCAGUGUGGAGAAAGAUCCAGAAGCAGAGCUAGACUGCAGACAGCCAGUCAGAGCAGCUGUGUACAAAAUGUUGGUCUGCAGGAGGUUUUAGAUGAACAUAAGAUCAGUCUGAGGAGGAGAUGUGAACGUGUGACUGAAGGAAGUGAUGAAACAGGAAGUAGAACCCUCCUGAACAGGAUCUACACUGAGCUCUACAUCACAGAGGGACAGAGUGAAGAGGUUCAUACCCAACAUGAGGUGAGGCAGCUGGAGACAGCUUCCAAGAUGGACGCCCUCCAUGACGCUCCAAUCAGGUGCCAGGACAUCUUUAAAGCCUUACCUGACCAACAGAGACCCAUCAGAGUGGUUCUGACCAACGGCGUGGCUGGUGUUGGAAAAACCUUCUCAGUGCAGAAGUUCACUCUGGACUGGGCAGAGGGCUUGGAGAACCAACAUGUCAGUGUGGUGGUUCUGCUUUCAUUCAGGGAGCUGAACCUGAUCAGAGAUGAGCAGUACAGUCUUCUGGAGCUGCUCCAUGUUUUCCAUCCAACAUUACAGAAGGUCACAGCAGAGAAGCUGGCUGUCUCUCAGCUUUUGUUCAUCUUUGACGGCCUGGAUGAAAGCAGACUUUCAUUGGAUUUCACCAACAGGAAGCUGCUGUCUGAUGUCACACAGAAGUCAUCAGUCAGCCAGCUGCUGACAAACCUCAUCCAGGGGAAUCUGCUUCCCUCGGCUCUCGUCUGGAUAACUUCCCGACCUGCAGCAGCCAAUCAGAUCCCUCCUACAUGUGUCAACAGGCUAACAGAAGUACGAGGCUUCACUGAUGCCCAGAAGGAGGAGUACUUCAGGAGGAGAUUCAGUGAUGAAGAGCAGUCCAGCAGAAUCAUCUCCCACAUGAAGACAUCCAGGAGCCUCCACAUCAUGUGUAGUAUCCCAGUCUUCUGCUGGAUCACUGCUACAGUUCUGGAGCACAUGUUGACUACAGAGCAGAGAGGAGAGCUGCCCAAGACCCUGACUGACAUGUACUCACACUUCCUGCUGGUUCAGACAAAGAGGAAGAACAUCAAGUUCCAUGAGGGACAUGAGACGAGUCCACAGGAGCUGAUGGAGGCUGACAGUGAAGUUCUUCUGAAGCUGGGGAGGCUGGCGUUUGAACAUCUGGAGAAAGGAAACAUCAUGUUCUACCAAGAAGACCUGGAGCAGUGUGGUCUGGAUGUGACAGAGGCCUCGGUGUACUCAGGAGUUUGUACAGAGAUCUUCAAAACAGAGUGUGUGAUCUUCCAGAAACCAGUCUACUGCUUUGUUCAUCUGAGCAUUCAGGAGUUUCUGGCUGCUGUCUACAUGUUCCACUGUCACAACAACAGGAAGAGAAAGGUGCUGAAGGACUUCUUUGGGAAAAAAUAUAAAGAGUCAUCGUUGGAUGAUUUUCUGAAGCAAGUCAUGAGAAAAUCCCUCCAGAGUAAAAAUGGCCACCUGGACCUGUUUGUUCGCUUCCUUCAUGGCCUCUGUCUGGAAUCCAACCAGAGACUCUUAGGAGGUCUGCUGGGUCAGACAGAGAUCAGUCCAGGAACCAUCCAGAGAGUCAUCAACAACCUGAAGAAGAUGAACAGUGAUGAAAUCUCUCCUGACAGAAGCAUCAACAUCUUCCACUGUCUGAUGGAGAUGAAGCACCUCUCAUUAUUUGAGGGGAUCCAAGAGUUCCUGAAGUCAGAUAAGGAACUCUCUAUGAUCCAGUGCUCAGCUCUGGCCUUCAUGCUGCAGAUGUCAGAGGAGGUUCUGGAUGAGUUGGACCUGCAGAAGUACCAAACAUCAGAGCGGGGACGACAGAGACUGAUUCCAGCUGUGAGGAACUGCAGAAAGGCUCUACUGAUUAACUGUGGACUCUCAGAGACUCACUGUGAAGUUGUGGCCUCAGCUCUGAAGUCCAACCCCUCCCAUCUGACAGAGCUGGACAUGAGUGAGAACAAGCUGGAUGAUUCAUCAGUGAAUCUUCUGUGUGCUGGACUGGAGAGUCCAAACUGUCGACUGGAGACUCUGAGAUUGUACCGCUGUGGUUUGUCAGAGAUCAGCUGUGAUUAUCUGGCAGCAGCACUGAAGUCCAACCCCUCCCAUCUGAGAGAGCUGGAGCUGAGCAGAAACAACAAGCUGCAUGAUUCAGGAGUGAAGCAUCUGUGUGGUUUCCUGGAGAGUCCAGGAUGUAAACUUGAAACUCUGAGAUUGAGGGGCUGUGGUUUGUCAGAGAUCAGCUGUGAUUAUCUGGCAGCAGCACUGAAGUCCAACCCCUCCCAUCUGAGAGAGCUGGACUUGACCUACAACAACCAGCAGGAUUCAGGAGUGAAGCAGCUGUGUGGCUUUCUUGCGAGUCCAGAAUGUGCACUUGAAACUCUGAGAUUGAAGGACUGUGGUUUGUCAAAGAUCAGCUGUGAUUAUCUGGCAGCAGCGCUGAAGUCCAACCCCUCCCAUCUGAGAAAGCUGGACCUGAGUGGAAACUACCUGAAGGAUCCAGAUGUGAAGCAGCUGUGUGAUCUUCAGCAGAGUCCAGAUUACAGACUGGAGAGUCUGCUACUGAGUGGCUGUAACCUCUCAGAGAGAAGCUGUGAUGCUCUGUCCUCAGUCCUCAACUCCCAGUCCUCUAGUCUGAAAGAGCUGGACCUGAGUAACAAUGACCUGCAGGAUUCAGGAGUGAAGUUUCUGUCUGCUGUACUGCAGAGUCCACAUUGUACACUGGAAACUCUCAGUCUGUCAGGCUGUCUGAUCACAGAGGAAGGCUGUACUUCUCUGGCCUCAGCUCUGAGCUCCAACCCCUCCCAUCUGAGAGAGCUGGACCUGAGCUACAAUCAUCCAGGUGACUCAGGAAUGAAGCUGCUGUCGGCUGGACUUGAGGAUCCAGGCUGGAGACUGGACACUCUCAGGGUGGAGCCUGCUGGAGUCCGAUGGUUGAGACCAGGUCUGAGGAAGUAUUCCUGUCAACUCACAAUCGACACAAACACAGUGAACACAAACCUCCAACUGUCUGACAACAACAGGAAGGUGACACAUGUGGAGGAGGUUCAGUCAUAUCCUGAUCAUCCAGACAGAUUUGAUGUUUGGCCUCAGCUGCUGUGUAGGAAUGGUCUGACUGGUCGCUGUUACUGGGAGGUCGAGUGGAGAGGAAACGUUGAUAUAUCAGUGAGUUACAGAAGCAUCAGAAGACGAAGAAACAGUAAAGACUUGGUGAUUGAGUUUAAUUAUCAGUCCUGGAGUCUGAGGUGCUCUGAUGAUGGUCCUCAGUUUGUCUAUCACAAUAACAAUGAAACAUCCAUCUUUUCCUCCUUCUCCUCCUCCUCCUCCUCCUCCUCUGUCUCUAACAGAGCAGCAGUGUAUGUGGACUGUCCUGCUGGCACUCUGUCCUUCUACAGAGUCUCCUCUGACACUCUGAUCCACCUCCACACCUUCAACACCACAUUCACUCAAACUCUUUAUCCUGGGUUUUGGCUCUGGUCUCCUGGUGCCUCAGUGUCCCUGUGCUGA
Molecule: messenger RNA, 3618 nt
Organism: Pelmatolapia mariae (spotted tilapia)
Lineage: Eukaryota; Metazoa; Chordata; Actinopteri; Cichliformes; Cichlidae
Product: NACHT, LRR and PYD domains-containing protein 12-like
Exons: 11
Coding region: 1-3618 (1205 amino acids)
Biological process (GO): intracellular signal transduction
Molecular function (GO): protein binding
Source: RefSeq, a predicted model, not a curated record